Molecule: messenger RNA, 3763 nt
Organism: Balearica regulorum gibbericeps (East African grey crowned-crane)
Lineage: Eukaryota; Metazoa; Chordata; Aves; Gruiformes; Gruidae
Source: RefSeq, a predicted model, not a curated record
AUGGAGCUGGCUCGUGCCUGGCUGCCUUGCAACACAGGCAAAAGUUGUGUCUGUCUAUACCUGUCUGGUGGUUUGCCAUGGAGUGGGGGCUUGUGGAAGCCAGCUGAAAAAGGAACAUUCAGACCUGAUGAGAGCUAUCCAAGUGAUCAUGAUGAAAAUGCAAAUCUUCACCGCGACACUCUUGGAAGACAAGAAGAGACAGAGGAAAACCUAAUGAACAGCAAUGCACUGCCCGGUAUUUUUGGAUCCUUAAGCCCAAAGAGGAAAAGGGCAAAGCUGGUGACCAGAAUUCAUGAAGAGGAGAUGAAAUCCCAGAACUACCAGAUCGCCAUCACCAUCAUCGAGGCCAGGCAACUGGUUGGUGAGAACAUUGACCCUGUGGUGAUCAUCGAGAUUGGUGAUGAGAAGAAGCAAACGACAGUAAAGGAAGGCACAAACGCCCCUUUCUACAAUGAGUACUUCAUGUUUGAUUUCGUUGGACCACAGGUGUUCCUGUUCGACAAAAUAAUCAACAUCUCUGUUAUGCACAAUAAACUCAUUGGGAGUGUGCUGAUAGGAUCCUUUAAAGUAGAUCUGGGGACAGUGUAUGGUCAGCCAGGUCAUCAGUUUUGUGACAAGUGGGCGCUUCUCACAGACCCUGCUGACAUUAGGACGGGACCCAAGGGAUACCUGAAGUGUGACAUCAGUGUGACUGGGAAAGGUGAUGCAAUACAAGCUACGCAGAAAACAGCUGAUACUGAGGAGCAGAUUGAAAAGAACCUCUUGAUCCCCAAAGGCUUUCCAUCUGAAAGACCAUGGGCCAGAUUUUAUGUGAGAAUUUACAAAGCAGAAGGACUUCCGAAGAUGAACUCUACCAUCAUGGCCAAUGUCACCAAAGCAUUCAUAGGCGACAGUAAGGACCUUGUGGAUCCCUAUGUGGUGGUCAUGUUUGCAGGUCAAAUGGGUCGGACAACAGUGCAAAAGAACUGUGCAGAUCCAAUAUGGCAUGAACAGAUUGUCUUCAAGGAAAUGUUCCCUCCACUCUGUCGGAGAGUCAAAAUCCAGGUCUGGGAUGAAGGCAGCAUGAAUGAUGUGGCCUUAGCCACCCACUUCAUUGACUUGAAGAAAAUAUCAAAUGAACAAGACGGUGACAAAGGGUUUUUGCCUACUUUUGGGCCUGCCUGGAUCAAUCUCUAUGGCUCACCCAGGAACCACAGCCUAAUGGAUGACCACCAGGAGCUUAACGAAGGUUUUGGAGAAGGGGUCUGCUUCAGGGGACGUCUCUUCAUUGAGAUUGCUGUGGAGAUACUUUCAGGAGGAGCCCGUGAGUCGAAGUUUUCAAGUAUUAUCAAGGAUAUAAAAUUGCCAUCUAAAGAUAAAGACUUCAAAGCACCCAAAGGAAAAGACAAAACUGAGAAACCAGGAGAGGAUCGAAAGUCAGUUUCUCCUUCAGAUAAGAUGAACUCAACUGAAGUGGAAGUUGAGCCAUUUGAUGUGCCUUCAGAGAUCUAUGAAGAAAAAUUUGAGGAAUUCCUCCUCUUUGGGACAUUUUUUGAAGCCACAAUGAUUGAUAGGAAAAUUGGGGACAAGCCAAUAACCUUUGAGGUUUCUGUUGGUAACUUUGGAAAUAUUACUGAUGGGGUGUCAUCAGGAGCUGGAGGCAAAAAGAAGACACAUGAUAGAGAAGCAGAAGAAAGCCUGCUGCAUGAGGGGGAGGAUGAAAUUUCUCAUGACCUUGGAGUACCCCUGAGAUCCACCACAUCCCCUGAGAAGCCACUAAUCACAGGUGGGAACAGGAACUACCAGUACCUGCCAUACGAUGAGAGGAAGCCCUGUAUCUGCGUCAAGAGCUACUGGGGGGACCAGACCUUUCGUCUAUACUCUUCCAACACUCUUGAGAAAAUGGCGGAUCACCUGGAAGAAUCAUUAGAUCAAGUAAAGGACUUGAUCAAGGUUUCAGAGAUUGCAUCUGAGGAGAAAAUGAGGAUGACCCUAAAUUAUUUUAUCAAUCAAAGCAGGGCCUUCAUUACCAUUGCUGAAAAGAAGCCCAAAGGAUUGAACUACACUGCUUUGGACAAAAAGAGACUCAUGCUGUUCAAGCAAGAGCUGGAAGCAAUGUCCAGUGAUGCCAAGGGAAUUGUUCAGCAGCAGAAAAAGAAGAUGCCACUGGAUGAAAUGAUGCGUGAGACUCAGAGCUUUAUAGAUAAAAUUCGAUUCUUGGUUGAUGAGCCGCAGAAUACGGUGCCUGAUGUGUUCAUCUGGAUGCUCAGCAGCAACAAGAGAGUUGCAUAUGCAAGAGUCCCAGCAAAAACCAUACUCUAUUCCCCAGCAAAAGAGCAGAGAGGCAAGGACUGUGGGAAGAUUAAAACCCAUUUCCUGAAAUUACCAGGAAAGCGCCCACUGGGUUGGACUGUGCAGGCAAAGGUAGACAUCUACCUAUGGCUUGGACCUGCCAGCUAUGCCCACAGCAUCAUGGAGAAUUUGCCUGUAGGAUAUGAGACUGAAUUACCAUCUAACACCAACUCAGGGCACAGUGUGGUGCCCUCACCUGCCUGCCUGCUGUAUAAAACCCCGCACCUCUUCCAGCUGAGAGCCCACAUGUAUCAGGCGAGAGGGCUUAUUGCAGCUGACAGCACUGGACUUUCCGAUCCUUUUGCAAAAGUUACUUUCACAUCACACUGCCAGACCACGAAGAUCAUUUCUCAGACGUUAUCCCCCACCUGGAACCAGAUGCUGCUUUUCAACAGGAUUGUGCUUCAUGGUAACAGAGAGGAGAUCGCUCAGUUCCCACCAGAGAUCGUCAUCGAGCUGUACGAUGACGAUGCAGUGGGUAAAGCAGAAUAUAUUGGGUCUACAGUGGCUGCCCCUGUGGUGAGACUUGCUGAUCAAAACUAUGAACCACCUAAACUUGCUUACCAUCCAGUGUAUUGUGGAAAUCUUUCUGGAGGAGACCUUCUUGCUACAUUUGAGCUUCUGGAGAUUCCUGAGUCAGAUCCAGACAGACUUCCCCCACUGGAUCCACCAGAUAUUGGCCAGAUUUACCCAGUCCCAGCUAACAUCCGACCUGUUUUAAGCAAGUACAGAGUGGAGGUCUUGUUCUGGGGUGUUCGAGAGCUGAAGAAAGUCCAACUCCUCUCUGUAGAUCGCCCUCAGGUUCUCAUCGAAUGUGCGGGGAAAGGAGUGAAAUCCUCUGUCAUCCAGAGCUACAAAAAAAAUCCCAAUUUCAGUGGCCUUGCAGACUGGUUUGAAGUGGAGCUGCCUGAAAAUGAACUCUUGCAUCCGCCACUAAGCAUUUGUGUGGUCGACUGGAGAGCAUUUGGGAGGAGUACUCUUGUUGGAACGCACACCAUCAAUUACCUUAAGCAAUUCCUAUGUAAGACCCAGUUGCGUCCUCAAGCUACACCGAACAGACUAGACAUUGUAGAAAUGGAGAAAGCUUCACCUGAGUCAUCCCAGCCUGCUGAGUUAUCCCAAGAAGAACCAUUUUUAGCUGAUCAUGUCUAUGCUGAGGUGGAGCAGGGUAAAUGUACAGUGGUAGAGCCAGACCCACAUCUUGCAACAGUUCCUCCCACUGAACCAGAGCAUUCUGCCUCUGAACCAGGGAAAGACAGAAAACAGAAGGAUAUGAAAAAAUCCAUCAGACGGUCAACAAAGAGGAGAAAAAGAACAAUUGCAGAUGAAUCAGCUGAAAACGUUAUUGACUGGUGGUCAAAAUACUAUGCUUCUGUGCUGAAAAUGCAAAAGGCAAAAGGAAUUUUUUCCAGUGAGGGGAAAUCUGAAGACA